Gambusia affinis (western mosquitofish) is the source of this 4603-nucleotide messenger RNA. RefSeq names its product c-abl oncogene 2, non-receptor tyrosine kinase (gene abl2). The record is from RefSeq and is a predicted model, not a curated record. Gene Ontology annotation, biological process: regulation of apoptotic process; protein phosphorylation. The transcript has 12 exons. NCBI's taxonomy places the organism in Eukaryota, Metazoa, Chordata, Actinopteri, Cyprinodontiformes, Poeciliidae. The coding region runs from base 583 to 4356 and encodes 1257 amino acids. Gene Ontology annotation, molecular function: protein binding; ATP binding; non-membrane spanning protein tyrosine kinase activity.
AUUUGUAGAUGUCUGUGUUUAAUUUAAUUCUAAUAAAAAUCUGUUUCCCCUGUCUGAUACUGACAGAUUUGGCUAUCUAUCCGUGCUACGGUAGAAAAAUCUGACGAGGUAGCACAGAUAGUCAGAACACCGGUGUUUGCGCUGGAGCUGACAGGGGGCCGAGGCGAGCCCCCCGCCUUGUGCAACGCAUCCUUCUAUUCUGCGGUAAAGAUGGCGGCGUCAGAGGGGGCGCGCAGCGGCUCGACAACGGGAAAACGGCUCUGAUUCGAUCUACUUUGACUGCUUAAAUUCUUCGGAGAGCUUUCGUUACUCCUCAUAAUUCAUCUGGACCACCCGGAUAGAGAAAAUCGCUGUCACACGCCAGGGUUGUGAUUUUAUUGUUAGAGGCAGGCGGGGUGGGUUUCACUGGUAGCUGCUAUCGUUAGCCGAGCCAGCUAACACGGGCUAGUUCACGUUCGUGGAGAACACCGGAGAGAGGUUUCGGGCUAGGCCGCUGCAGCUCGGGGGAAUGUGAACCGUAGGGACACGGUGGGGGGAGGUUUGCUUGCUUGGUCCCAAACGUCCUCACGCAAAAGUACCGGGAUGGGACAGCAGGUUGGCCGCGUCGGUGAGGUUACAUCGACCGGACUCCAGCCGCCACAUCCCCACGCGUCCCAGCCACACCAGGGGAAGGGGAGCCGGGGGAGCGUCGCCGGGAGGAGACCCCGGGAACCCGGCUGCAGCACCAUGAUACCGCCGGUCAGGACAACCGUGACCAACGCGCCCGACCCAGGGAUAAAUAUAUUCACGCAGCAUUCAGAAGUUCUGACCGAGGCAGUGCGAUGGAGCUCUAAGGAAAACCUGCUGGGGGCGACUGAGAGUGACCCCAACCUCUUCGUUGCACUUUAUGACUUUGUUGCAAGUGGGGACAACACACUCAGCAUCACCAAAGGUGAGAAGCUGCGUGUGCUGGGCUACAACCAGAAUGGAGAGUGGAGUGAGGUGCGGUCGAAGAACGGCCAGGGUUGGGUUCCCUCCAACUACAUCACGCCAGUCAACAGCCUGGAGAAGCACAGUUGGUACCACGGGCCGGUCUCCCGCAGCGCUGCAGAGUACCUGCUUUCCUCCCUCAUCAAUGGCAGUUUUCUGGUCCGGGAAAGUGAAAGCAGCCCUGGCCAGCUGUCCAUCUCUCUGCGAUACGAGGGGAGAGUGUACCACUACCGGAUCAACACGGCCACUGAUGGAAAGGUGUACGUCACAUCCGAGAGCCGUUUCGCCACCCUGGCUGAGCUGGUCCACCACCACUCCACUGUACCUGACGGCCUGGUCACCACGCUACACUAUCCUGCACCCAAAUGCAACAAGCCCACUGUGUAUGGCGUUUCCCCCAUUCACGAUAAAUGGGAGAUGGAGCGCACAGACAUCACCAUGAAGCACAAGCUGGGAGGAGGCCAGUACGGGGAGGUUUAUGUUGGAGUUUGGAAGAAGUACACCCUCACUGUGGCUGUCAAAACGCUCAAGGAGGACACUAUGGAAGUUGAGGAGUUUCUGAAAGAGGCAGCGGUUAUGAAAGAAGUUAAACACCCAAACCUCGUUCAGCUACUUGGUGUGUGCACAUUGGAGCCUCCUUUCUACAUUGUGACAGAGUACAUGCCACAUGGCAACCUCCUGGAUUACUUGAGAGAUUGUGAAAAGUCUGAGGUGAAUGCUGUGGCGCUGCUUUACAUGGCCACCCAAAUCUCCUCUGCUAUGGAAUAUCUGGAGAAGAAGAAUUUCAUCCACAGGGACCUGGCGGCAAGAAAUUGCCUGGUGGGUGAAAAUCACGUUGUGAAAGUUGCAGACUUUGGUCUGAGCCGCUUGAUGACCGGCGACACUUACACUGCCCACGCCGGAGCCAAGUUCCCCAUCAAAUGGACGGCACCAGAGAGCCUUGCAUACAACACCUUCUCCAUCAAAUCUGACGUCUGGGCAUUUGGUGUGCUACUGUGGGAAAUUGCCACCUAUGGCAUGUCUCCAUACCCAGGCAUAGACUUGUCUCAAGUCUACGAUCUCCUGGAGAAAGGCUAUCGUAUGGAGCAACCAGAAGGAUGUCCACCCAAAGUUUAUGAACUAAUGAGAGCAUGCUGGCAGUGGAGUCCUUUAGAUCGACCUUCAUUUGCAGAGAUACACCAGGCCUUUGAGACAAUGUUCCAUGACUCCAGCAUUUCAGAAGAGGUUGCAGAGGAGUUGUGUAAGACGGCGCACUCUGUGAGUCACGACAUGCCCCUGUUGCCUUCCAAAUCCCGCACACUCCACAAGCACACAGAGAACAAGGAAAACAUCGAGGGUGGACUGGACGGCCACUCUGACCACAGCACCCACAGCCACUCAGGUUGGACUUCUUUGUUCGGAGGGGACGGCCGAUCAAGCAGCUCCCCAGCUCUCCCAAGAAAGCAGCAACCUCGAGAUAAAUCUCCCAGCAGCCUCUUGGAGGACGCGCAGGACAUCGGCACAUUCACACGAGACCGCAAAACUGGCUUCUUUAGCUCCUUCAUUAAAAAGAAGUCUACCUCCUCAUCCUCUUCGCCGUCUUCCCAGGUGCAACAGAACCUUCCCACACCUCCCAAGAGGAGCAGUUCCUUCCGGGAGAUGGAGACGCAGCCUCACAAGAAAUAUGAACCCACAGCCGACUUCAGCGCGCCUCCGCCCUUGCCCCAGUCAGACAGUUUAGGGGGCUUCUCUGCCUCUCCCUCUCACUCCCACGGGGAAGCCACCCAGUCCCAGUCUCGCUGCUGUGGGGCCGCUUUCGGACAGAAACCUUCCGCCGGGGGCCUUGGUGCUCAGCUGACGAGUGGCAGCAGCUGGAGUGGACUAGCUGGCUUCUUCACCCCCAGACUCAUCAAAAAGACCCUGGGGCUUCGUACUGGAAAAACAGCCUCUUCAGAUGAGAGUGGUAUAGUUGGAGGACCGAAACCUUUCCCUAGGUCGAAUUCUACCUCCUCGAUGUCAUCUGGGCUGCCGGACCUGGAGCGCAUGGCUCUGACUUUACCGAGGAACCGCAGCGCAAAGCCGCCUCUGGAGAGAACUGCCUCCACAACCUCUCAGCCGGAGAACGGGGCCGCUCGUCCCUCCGAAAAUUUGUUGAGGAGGAUGGAUGAGGGAACCGCGCAGAUCAGGGAUAGGCCAAAAGCCAAGCUACUACCCCGGGGUACUGCUGUAGGGGUGAGGGCACCUGGGGUCGGGGGGGAGGUCGGGGAAUCAGAAAGUCUGUCUCGGGUGAGAGACAGCAGAGAGGAAGGUGGAGGGCUGGACAGGCAGCAGAGUUGGUCGUCUCCUUCCAAGAACUCCACCUCAACUCAUAAUCACAAAGUCCCGGUCCUCAUCUCCCCGACGCUGAAGCACAGCCCAGCCGAUGUGCACCUGGUCGGGCUGGACUCUCAGGGGAAUCGCUUCAAGCUGCUGUCUGAGCACCAAGGCGAGCGGGACAGGCCACGGCUGGUAAAACCCCGCUGCGCUCCUCCUCCUCCCCCAACUCUACGUGGUCUGCAGCAGUCCUACAGCUGUGACAGUGAGGACCAGGUCAGUGGAGCCCCUGUGGAAGUGAACGGAGACACAGUAAAAGGUCAGAGGUCAGGGCGAAUGUCAGGAGGAGCAACGACAGGUAGACCAUCAGUGCCACCGCCACAAGUGCCUCCUGCUUCUUCAUCCUCCUCCUGUCCUGCGAGCACCAACACGACUCCCACCAAAUUGGCCAACGGAGCUGCUACCACCGCCUCCUCUUCACAAACAGCACCAUCUGCUGGCUCCAAAGUGGCACUGCGGCGAACCAGGCAGCAGGUGGAGAGGGUGCCCCUGGAGAGGGUUAGCCGCGAAGCCCUGCUGGAGUGCGCUGAGAGCCUCAGCACCGUGCUCAGCGCCAGCUCCGACAGCCCCUCCAGCAGCCAGGUUCUGGACGCCGGCCACCAGCUGCUGGACUGCUGCUCAGGUUACGUGGACUGCAUCCCUCAAAUGAGGAACAAAUUUGCCUUCCGAGAGGCAGUGGGCAAGCUGGAGCUGAGCCUGCAGGAACUGAGGGCCUCUUCUUCUGGAGGCGGGGGCCUGAGCAGUGUGGGGUCCAACACUGUGCUGGACAACCUGCACAACAGUAUCAAAGAGAUUAGCGAUGUAGUACAGAGAUCACAUAACAGUUGGGAGGUGGAAAGCACAGGAUGGCAGCAGGUUGACCUGGCCGUGUUUUCUUUUAAGUGUCCUUCACAGGAUGGGCAGUGCUGGAUUCCCUGUAGCCUUGUAGGGCCCCAGUGCCUCAGAUUAUUUAAUGAGUGCAGAGACCUACUUUACACCUGUCACACAGGACUGAACUCUCACCAGACUAAACUGCAGUACGUCUUUAGCACAUGAGCGACACAUGGAUUUAUUUGACUUAGAGAGAGAAAUGCUUUUUAGAAUGUAUGAAUUUUAACUAAAUUAUUUUUGUUCAAAGCACAGGCAUAUUUUGAGAGGAAAAUUAUGGAGAUUUUUCAUUUGUUUCUUCAGAUUUAAGAAGCGUAUGUGUGUCGAUGGCUUAAAGAGAAAUGUUGUGAAAGAUCUCUUUGAAUGUAUUAACCCUCUUUCCUGAACCUGAUAAAAUGUUUGACUUUUGUCUUUA